Messenger RNA from Armigeres subalbatus, 771 nucleotides. RefSeq lists its product as uncharacterized. Lineage: Eukaryota; Metazoa; Arthropoda; Insecta; Diptera; Culicidae. The transcript has 4 exons. The coding region runs from base 1 to 771 and encodes 256 amino acids. The record is from RefSeq and is a predicted model, not a curated record.
AUGGUAGAGGAAGCUGGAGCCACACAGGGCAACUCUGUUGUGAAAAUCGAUAACCAGCAAAUAGCGGUAGUAUUCGACAAUCCUCAUUUAUUGAAAAAUGCUAAGAACAUGCUAAUGAAGCAUAAUGUCGUUUUUAAUGGCAAAAUAGCAUCAUUUAAUCAUAUAAGAAAUUUAUAUCAUGUGGACUGUGUAUCAACCCCUCGGUUAGUACCUAAACUCAAAGAGAAGUUUGUGAACCCUACUCCAUUCCUAGCAAUGAAUGUAUGUCAAGCAACUCGUACGUUGAGUAAUUCGGUUGCCAAAGGACUCGAGUACUACGUACAGACCCAUGAACUGCAAGACUCUGCUUUGGAUACGGCUGCUUUUGUUGAGUUCCAUGACAUGCUUUUUGAUGUGUUCAAUAGUAGAAGCAGCAGUAGCUCUAAAAAGCCAUAUCGUGGCCCCAUAACCGCGGAAUCUUGCCACUGGAGCUUUCUGGAAGUAGCUGAAGGUAUACUGAAAAGCAUGUACUAUACCUCUAACACGUGCUUCGAUACUCGAAAAGCAAAGAAGGAAUCCAAAACUUUAACAACCAAACAACGAAAACCGAACUAUUUGAGAGGAUUCAUUGAUAAUAUCAACUCCAUUCGUUGGUUGUGGAAAACACUGUGCGAAGAAUUUGGCAGCACCGAACUCUGUACGAAUUACUUAUGUCAGGAUUGUGUCGAGAACCUUUUUGGAGAAAUUCGAAGCUGCUUUCAGGUGUGCGGCAAUAUCAGCCUCAGGAAAUGA